Messenger RNA from Apis mellifera (honey bee), 2211 nucleotides. Its product is annotated as DNA ligase 1. The transcript is spliced from 5 exons. Lineage: Eukaryota; Metazoa; Arthropoda; Insecta; Hymenoptera; Apidae. Bases 51 to 1064 code for a protein of 337 amino acids. The record is from RefSeq and is a predicted model, not a curated record.
UAUAUAAUCGGUGUACUACGUGGCCAUCCGUAGUCGGGACAACGAAGAAGAUGAACGUUAUAGCCGCGAUACUGCUGGUGACAUCGGUGCCGUGGGUGAUUGCCUAUCCCUGGCCAGGGAUCAACGAGAAAUCGGAAGAAGUAAAAAUGGUGGAGCAGAGGGAACCGUCAGGAUUGUUCGAAAGCGUAACGGCGUGGGGCAAUAAAAUUUUUCCAUUUCAAUUUUUGAACGGGGACGAAAAAGUGGAAGAUUCGAAGAGGCUCGAUGCACAGAAGGAAUAUAACGGCGAGCGUAUUGCGACGUUCCCGUUGGAGAAAAUUUUUGGCAAGGAUAACAUAUUCGCCUCGAUGAUCUCGAACGUUAUCGGCACAGUUGGAAAAGCGAUAGAAGGUAUCGCGAGCAACGUUCAAAAAGGGAUAGGAUUACCUUUUUUCCCAAACAGAGAAAUGCCAACAGUAGACGCGGACAAAAGUGAUUCUGGCCACUCGAAGCGAUACGGAUCAAGGGAGGAGGCGAGCGUGAAAGAAGGAGGUCGGAGGGUCGGUUAUCGGGAAUCAACAGAAGGCGCGAAAGAAGUUGAUGGCGAGAAACGCGCUAUUCACUCGGCCGCUCCUCCGCCGCCUUUGGAUGAUGGGGAUGAUGCAAAAACAGGUGGCGGCGAGAGAAAACGGUGGGACGGGGCUGCGGUAUCAACGGAACUCGGGGGGGGAUCGGGUGACGCAAAAAGCUGGAGUCAUUCCUCCCAAGGAAUUGAGAAAAACUCGUUAACCAGGCCGAAAGAAGGGAGUUCUCGGGGAUCGACAAAUGUUGACGAUCGUUCCUCGGGGAAGGGAGGAGGUGAGGUUAAAGAGGAGGUUAAAGAGGAGGCGAAGAAAGUUGAAAGUGAUGCAAAAGGGAAGAGAGAUGAGGUUGAAAGGGAAGGAAAAGGGGGGGAGGAUAAAGUCGGUGAGGAAAAGGAGAAGGAGAUCGAAGUGAAGGAAACGAAGGAGAAGAAGGAAGAAAAGAAGGAGAUUAAAGAAGAGGAGGAGAAGGAAAAAGAUGGAUUAGAGAAAAAGAAGGAUUAGUUUGGGGGCCAAGCUGAACAGGAUCGAACGAUAAACUGGUAAUGGUAAUGUGUAAAAGGAUAUUUGAAAUUAAAAAAGAAAGGAAAAUAAUUUACAGAGAAGUAAAGAGAAAUAAAGAGGUAUCGGACAUUGUGAAAAGAUGAAAUUAUCGGGGGAAAAUAGUUAAAAAAAGAAGCGUAAAAAGAAACGCUGACACAAAGACAACGUUGAUGAAACUUGGUAAGAAAAAGAAAAUGAUCGCGAAUAGAAGGUUGGAGCAUAAAAGAGCGACGUUACGAUAGAAGGAUGGCUCUUUCAUCGAAAUUGAUAAAAGAAUCAUCCUUUGUCACGCAACGAUCGAUCUAUUCUCGAGAAUAUCGCGAAUAAACGAAACGAGAAAGAUGACAAUCACGACGGAAUUAUAAUUGAAGGAAAUUGAUGACGCAGCAUCGGACGAGGGAAAAAAAACACGAUUACGCGCGCAAUUUUAAAUCAAUAAAUGGAAUUUCUAAGCGGAAACUUGGAAGAAGAAGAGAAAGAAGAAGAAAGAUCAUCGAAAUAUCUUCAAGCGCAUGAACUAAAUCGCGCAAAAAACAUAAUAGCUUCGAAAAUAGUUUUAAAUUAUCAAUUGAUACUCGUCGUCGUCGUCGUCGUCGUCGCGAAGAAGAAAGGAAAUAUCGAGAUUUCUUACGCAUCGGCUUGAAGAAUUGAUGAGUAAGCGAUUGCAUUCGUGUCGAAUGAUGAAGUGAAGGUUCUUGAAACGUGUGCGCCAACUGCAAAUGCGUAUAGAAAGAAAUUAACUAAUUAAGGCUAUUCGAGAUGAACGAGUAAUUAUGGGAUCAUUUGCACAAUUAUUGAUCCGUCAGUAUUUGACUAUUUACCUUUAUACCAUCGACGAUACGUACUCGUAUCAACGAUUGUUAGAAUUGCGAGUGAUAAUAAUGUAACAAGGAUUAUUAAUCUGGGUAUUUUUUUUCUUUUUAUUAUUAUUACUUUCUUAAUCUCACUUAACACCAUAUCAUAUUUACGUUUUAUUUAUUUUACGUGUAUUUUAAAUAUAUUUUUUGUUGCUUAAUGUAUCGAACAAUAUUAAUUCGUUCGAAGAAUAUUCGUGUAUUAAUUAAAAACAAUUCUGCAGAGAUUAAAAUAUAUCCAUUUUUAUAUUCUA